AUGAUUUUCAGACCACUCGUCACGGCCUUUGUGGCCAGUGCCAUGCUGUCAAAUGUUCUUGCCUUCCCUGCCUUCCCGCCAGCAACGGGUCUUGGCUCCAUCGGCAAGCGAGACACCGAGACGAAGCUCUAUCCCAAGAACGUGAUGGAAGCGAUGCGGAAGCGCUUUCAGGCUACGAUUGACGCGCAGGCAAAGGACGUGGCUUCCAAGUAUCCUGUUGAGCAUCUUGGCAAUGUCACCGACGAGUCUCUGUGGGACUACUUUCAUGAGCACGGCGUCAUGCCACAGCCCAUUCGAGGCAAGACCGGAGCGACCUCGGCGGGGCCCGAAUGGACUGAGGGCAACCGUGAGAACCCGGAUUCUUACGCGCCGCCCAACUCCGAUCACGGUUCUGUGCCUCAAGCAAAGUGGCCUUUCGCACUUAGCCAUAAUCGCCUUCAAAAUGGAGGCUGGGCAAGACAGUCCAACAUCGAUGUUCUUCCCGUGUCGACCGAAAUUGCAGGUGUCAACAUGCGACUGGACGAGGGCGCCUACAGGGAGGUGAGUUGAAAUUUGUCAUUCACAUAACUGCUUGACCCAGUCUGACCGACGCGCCCCUUCUUCAACUCCGCAGAGGUGAGACACUGACCGCGCUAUCUUAUGUUCUCAAAUUUUGCUCACACCUCUCCUCCAGCCAUUGGCAUUCGACAGCCGAAUGGGCCUUCGUACUGAAUGGCACAUUCCGCAUCGCUUCAAUAGACGAUGAAGGCAGGAAUAUCGUCGCUGACGUCGGGCCAGGUGACCUUUGGUGUGAGUAACUUCGAACUCUGUCUUCAACUCUCGGCUGACAAGCGCAUCGCUUUGUGUUUCAGACUUUCCUGCUGGCAGUCCUCACACCAUCCAAGGCAUUUCUGCUGGAGGAGGAGAGUUCUUGCUGAUCUUUGAUGACGGGCACUUCAGCGAGGACAGCACCUUACUCCUGACCGACUUCACCGCACACAUUCCUCGCGAGGUCUUGGUCAAGAAUUUUCCAGGUCUCUCCAAUGACGACUUCAACAACGCGCCGGGUUCUUCCCUGUACAUUUUCCCUUCUGAUCCACCAGCGUCGAACGACACUCAGCAAGUCGAGUCGCCUCAGGGAGAGGUGCCUGACAGUUUCACUUACAAGUUCUCUGAACAAAAGCCUAUCGAACUCCUUGGAGGAAGCGUCAAAGUGGUCGAUUCUAGAAAUUUCAAGGCAAGCAAGACGAUCGCUGCUGUUGAGGUGACAAUCGAGCCCGGUGCGAUGCGCGAGUUGCAUUGGUGAGUGAUAUGAGCGUUUGGGUAGCGUCUCGUUGUCCUCACGCAUGUCUCAUCACACUAAAAUCUUUCUCGGAACAGGCACAAACAGCAAGAAUGGAUCUACGUGAUUUCAGGCCAUAUGAGGGUCACCGUCUUCAGUGGCCAGUCCAACGGUGCGUGUGUCUCGAUCGGGAUCAGAGAUGCAGGCGUCAUCUUUGACAACCUUCUUUUCUUUGAACAGCUCGCACGUACAACUUUGGACCUGGAGAUACUGGAGCUUGGCAAGCACAGAAUGGACACUACAUUGAAGCGCUUGGAGACGAACCGGUCAAGUAUCUGGAGGUUUUCAAGUCGUCCCGAUACAGCGACUUUUCCCUUUCCCAAUGGCUUGCCCUGACGCCACCUGCCGCGGUCAAGGCCCAUCUCGGCUUCUCGGACGAAGCUUUAAAGACGUUGUACAAGAACUUUGCGAAGAGCGACCAUCAAGUGGUCAAGCGAGAUGGUCGCAAGAGGAUGCCGGGUGGAAAGCGCAGCUUCGACUAA
This is a messenger RNA of Ceraceosorus bombacis, 1803 nucleotides long. The record is from the annotation of a GenBank genome assembly. Lineage: Eukaryota; Fungi; Basidiomycota; Exobasidiomycetes; Ceraceosorales; Ceraceosoraceae.